AUGAUGCUGGUCGGCUCCUCCGUGGUGUCGCCUAUAAUGGAGCGGUGCGGCCGCAAGGUGGCGCACUAUGCCCUCACGCUGCCAACUAUAUUCAUCGGUAGAGUGCUGGGUGGGCUGUCGUUCGGCAUGCUGAGUCCCCUACGCUCCAUCCUCAUCGGAGAGUUCACCAGCCCCAAGAACAGAGGCGCCUUCCUUACCACGGUGGCUCUCACGCAAGCCUUCGGUAUAUUCUUUGUCCACCUCAUCGGAUCGCUCAUGUCCUGGCGGAUGACUGCCGUAGUCUGCGUAACCUUCUCCAUAAUCAGCCUCGUCAUGAUCUUCUACUCACCUGAAUCCCCUAGCUGGCUAGCUGCCCAAGGAAGAUACGACGAGUGCAGACAAGUAUUCAAAUGGUUGAGGGGCGACGGAGAAGAUGAGGAAUUGGAAUCCAUGAUCCAAGCCAGAAUUCUAAUAAGGAAAGCCAAACCACCGGAGACUAAGAGAACCAAUCGUUUCCGAGACAUGUUGAAGACUUUAAGAAAGCGAGAGUUCUACAAGCCGAUCACGCUUAUGCAGGAAGGCUGGUUGACGUACCACGCAAUAUGGAUACCUGUGAUUUUGAUCAAUCUGCAAUACUUUUCUGUGGCAACUGGCAUGGUUCCUUUGCCGAACGUCAUAGCUGGUGAGGUGUUCCCUCUGGAAUACAAGAGUAUAGGAGGAAUGAUCAGUAUUUGGUCAGCGGCAGGGUUUAUGUUCCUCUGUCUGAAGACGUUGCCAGGUUUGAUAGAGAGUAUCGGUCUGCACGGCACGUAUGUUAUGUACGCCGCGAUUUUAUUCUACAAUCUAGUUGUGAUAUGGUUCUUAUUGCCGGAGACGAAAGGCAGAACUUUGCAGGAGAUAGAGGAUGAGUUUAGAGGGCGACCUCUGGCAGCCGAGGAGAUGGCUGCCAGGAUGUCUAUAGAAAUGGACCCGAUAGUCGCAUUCAAGAGGAGAGAGUCGGAGAGAAGAUGUAGUGUCCCAUUGCUGAGUUAA
Messenger RNA from Chilo suppressalis (striped riceborer), 1011 nucleotides. Lineage: Eukaryota; Metazoa; Arthropoda; Insecta; Lepidoptera; Crambidae. The record is from the annotation of a GenBank genome assembly.